GGAAUGUACAUUUCCUAUCUAUGUUUUGAAAAAUCAAUAUAAUUUUAAAUUAAUAAUAUAUUUUGCUUUACUUUAUAUAUUACAAUAAAAUAAACAUGUCGCAAAUACAUACAAGAACCGGCAAUAAAAUUCAAGACGAAAAAAUCCUGCUGCCGUUUACAUACAUUCAGCAAGUACCAGGGAAGCAGAUACGGACCAAGCUCACCUCGGCGUUUAAUUACUGGCUGAAAGUGUCAGAUGAAAAGUUGCGCGCCGUUGGUGAAAUCGUUCAAAUGCUGCACAAUUCUAGUUUACUGAUCGACGAUAUCCAAGACAACUCCAUCCUUCGUCGGGGCAUCCCUGUCGCUCACUCCAUAUACGGGGUGGCCAGUACCAUCAACGCGGCGAACUACGUGCUGAUCAUCGCUCUGGAGAAGAGUUUGCAGUUGGGACAUCCUAUGGUAAUAUUUUAUAAUAAUAAUAUCCCAAAAUUUACACGGGCCAUCUAGGCCCAAGCUAAGCAGAAUGUGUGUUUUGGGUACUAUACAACCGAUAAAAAUACUCAGUCCAUACAAGUAAUCAAACAAAUUAAUACAAAUUUUAUUAUCUAGGUAUAUCUUGCUAACAUUAAAAGGAGUAACUUAGGUUACUUUUGUUUUAGAAAAUCUAUUUAUUAGAAUAUCAAAAAUCUAUUUUCUCGUUUACAAUGUUUCCAGUAUUCAGAGAACAAAAGUUUCUGCGAGGACCUGACUGAGGGCAAGUUCAGCUUCCCCAUCAUCCAUGCAAUCAGGAACCAGGAGGGCGACAACCAAGUGCUCCACAUAUUAAGACAACGCACUCGUGAUGUGGAAGUGAAGAGAUACUGCAUCUCGCUUCUGGAGCGUCUUGGCAGCUUCCAAUAUACAAGGGACACGCUCAUCAAGCUUGAUGCUGAGGCACGUGCUGAGAUCGCGUCCCUUGGUGGUAAUCCACAGUUGGACGCGCUGCUCGAUGAGUUAUUGAGCUGGCGACGAGACAACAUACAGAACAACGGCAUUGAGAAACAGUAAAAUGGGCUACUUGUAACUUAAGCGGCUGUUAGUAAGACAUCGAACGAACUUAUUGGACCAAGGGCUAACAACCAAAAACCUUCAAAUAAAUGAAGGUAACAAACUGGAGUACUUUAUGAUGAUAAUAAUUUGGUUUCUUAAAAAAAUAUUACUACAUGCAAUUUAGGGGUGAUCGAUAAACAUAGUCGUUUUUACAAGUUUAUCGAUAACAUCGAUGUAUCGAUGAAAAGUUUUAAAUAACAUCGACAGACAUUAUACAAAGAAAGUGAUAAAAAAUAUUGAUGUUUCGUCUUCAGCCAUCUCAUUUCGUACCAUCUUGCUUUUUGUAUAGUCUUUUACCUUGUGAUAUCCCAUAUCGCAAAGAAAACAGACUAUAGGCAAGAUUUUGCAUCUUUGUUUAUUUUCUAUAUAUUACGGUGAGUGUUCGGAUGAAUACCAGUUGCUAGUUUCACCACCGUACCGCCCGCCAAUAACUAAAAUAUCAUCCUGAUCAUUGAACGAACAGCGAUCCUCCAACGUGCUGUGUUCUACAAACUUAUCACACACAACCACUUUGUGGAAUCACCUCUCAGCAAUGGUAUUACCGAACUGAUACCAUGAUAAACCUUCAAGAAAAGAGCUUAUUCCUUCUUCAAAGGCCAAUAACGCACUUGCGACAAUUCCCCUGUUGUUGCGGUGCACAAUGGCGGCGGUAAUCAUUUACCAUCAGGUGAGAAAUAAGCUCGUUCGUAUGUAAAAAAAAUACAAAACACUAGACGAUACGAAAUGCGAAACAUCACUGUUUUUCAUUAUAUUUUAAAAAUAUAUCGAUACUCAUAGAUUUCAACAACGAUGUUUUUCUAAUAUGGAUCAUCCUUAAUGUAAAUGUAGUGCUAAUUAAAAAUAUUAUAAAGUUAUAUCUCGUUCGUAUAUCUGGUGGAAAUGAUAAAUAACGGCGGUAUACAUAUUACGUAAAGACAAAAUUUUUUUUUU
This is a messenger RNA of Achroia grisella, 2000 nucleotides long. RefSeq names its product terpene synthase (gene qm). The transcript has 6 exons. The record is from RefSeq and is a predicted model, not a curated record. Gene Ontology annotation, biological process: isoprenoid biosynthetic process. Lineage: Eukaryota; Metazoa; Arthropoda; Insecta; Lepidoptera; Pyralidae. Gene Ontology annotation, molecular function: prenyltransferase activity.